Messenger RNA from Xenopus laevis (African clawed frog), 845 nucleotides. Its product is annotated as SLAM family member 5-like. The transcript is spliced from 2 exons. The record is from RefSeq and is a predicted model, not a curated record. Bases 159 to 716 code for a protein of 185 amino acids. NCBI's taxonomy places the organism in Eukaryota, Metazoa, Chordata, Amphibia, Anura, Pipidae.
UUCCUUAACUGGUUUCCAGAUUAAGGAUCCUAUACCUGUAUUGAAUAUAAAAUGACUAUGUUUAAUUAUUACUGCCCCCUACAGGAAUACAAGAGGCUCCUUUCCAGGUGAAUGGACUCCUAAACCAGUCUGUCUCCUUAUCGCCCCAUCUGCAGCUGAUGAUCCCAGUAAAAAGAGUAGUCUGGGAACGGAAACAUAAUGGAGAGAUCUUUUCAGUGGCAGAAUACAAGGAUCUGCUUCUCUCAGUUCAGAGCAAACAGUUCACCAAUCGCCUGGAAGCAUCUGACAGUGGAACAGUAUUGAGAAUCAGAGAGCUGAGGUUGGAGGACAGUGAUAUCUAUAAGGAGUUAAUUACACUUACAAAUUCAACUAUCAAGACAGUGUUUUUUAAUCUCACCGUUUACGAACCUGUUCCAGUACCAAACAUAGAAAUAGAAGGGGUGAUCAACAGCACAACCUGGUGCAAUUUUACUCUUCAUUGUUCCGUUCCAAGUAACGUAUCAUCAGGGUCCGUCAGUUGGCUGUACAGAUAUGAAGGCUCUGAGUACCAGCAUUAUACUGGGAGAAGCACAGUGGAGAUAUCACUGCCCAGUAUGACAGAUAAUAUGGAAUUACUUUGUUUGGUACAAAACCCAGGAGAUAAAAACAAUCAGAGUGUAAAUGCACAAGAUAUUUGCCAGUAUGCCGUGCAGUCAGAUGAACAUUCUGGUAAGUAGAGUGGGUAUGUUUUAGUAAGGUCCAGAUUCGUUUUAUUAGUCACAGCCAAGUAAAAAUCUUGCUGUAAAUGAUGUUCUAUAGUGAUGGGUGAAUUUAUUUGCCCGGCGCAAAUUCACGGUGAAUUUGCU